Molecule: messenger RNA, 1328 nt
Organism: Piliocolobus tephrosceles (Ugandan red Colobus)
Lineage: Eukaryota; Metazoa; Chordata; Mammalia; Primates; Cercopithecidae
Gene: TBXA2R
Product: thromboxane A2 receptor
Exons: 2
Biological process (GO): positive regulation of cytosolic calcium ion concentration; adenylate cyclase-activating G protein-coupled receptor signaling pathway; inflammatory response
Cellular component (GO): plasma membrane
Molecular function (GO): thromboxane receptor activity
Source: RefSeq, a predicted model, not a curated record
CUGAGCGUGCUGGCGGGCGCGCGGCAGGGGGGUUCACACACGCGCUCCUCCUUCCUCACCUUCCUCUGCGGCCUCGUCCUCACCGACUUCCUGGGGCUGCUGGUGACCGGUGCCAUCGUGGUGUCCCAGCACGCCGCGCUCUUCGAGUGGCACGCCGUGGACCCCGGCUGCCGCCUCUGCCGCUUCAUGGGCGUGGUCAUGAUCUUCUUCGGCCUGUCCCCGCUGCUGCUGGGGGCCACCAUGGCCUCGGAGCGUUUUCUAGGCAUCACCCGGCCCUUCUCGCGCCCGGCGGUCACCUCGCAGCGCCGCGCCUGGGCCACCGUGGGGCUGGUGUGGGCGGCCGCGCUGGCGCUGGGCCUGCUGCCCCUGCUGGGCCUGGGUCGCUACACCGUGCAAUACCCGGGUUCCUGGUGCUUCCUGACGCUGGGCGCCGAGUCCGGGGACGUGGCCUUUGGGCUGCUCUUCUCCAUGCUGGGCGGCCUCUCGGUGGGGCUGUCCUUCCUGCUGAACACGGUCAGCGUGGCUACCCUGUGCCACGUCUACCACGGGCAGGAGGCGGCCCAGCAGCGUCCCCGGGACUCCGAGGUGGAGAUGAUGGCUCAGCUCCUGGGCAUCAUGCUGGUGGCCAGCGUGUGUUGGUUGCCCCUGCUGGUGUUCAUCGCCCAGACAGUGCUGCGGAACCCGCCUGCCAUGAGCCCCUCCGGGCAGCUGUCCCGUGCCACAGAGCAGGAGCUGCUCAUCUACUUGCGCGUGGCCACGUGGAACCAGAUCCUGGACCCCUGGGUGUACAUCCUGUUCCGCCGCGCCGUGCUCCGGCGCCUCCAGCCUCGCCUCAGCACCCGGCCCAGGUCGCUGUCCCUCCAGCCGCAGCUCACACAGCGCUCCGGGCUGCAGUAGGAAGUGGACAGAGCACCCCUCCUGCGCCUUUCUGCGGAGCCCUGGACAGCCCAUCUGCCUGUUCUGAGGAUUCGGGAGCUGGGGGUGCUGGAUGGACAGUGGGCGUCAGCAGCAGGGUUUUGGGGUUGACCCCAAUCCAACCCGGGGACCCCCAACUUCUCCCUGAUCCUUUUACCAAGACCUCUCCCUUCCUCGGCUCCCUUUUCCCAUCCAGAGCUCCUGCCACUUCUCUGCGCCCCUCCCACCCCCAGGAAGGGCGUGGGGACAUUGGAAGAGGGUCUUGCAUAGCUUUUUUUUUUUUUUUUUUUUUUUUUUGAUGGAGUCUUGCUCUGUCCCCCAGGCUGCAGUGCAGUGGAACCAUCUCAGCUCACUGCAACCUCCACCUCCCUGGUUCAAGCAAUUCUCCUGCCUCAGCCUCCCUAGUAGCUGGG